This is a messenger RNA of Pteronotus mesoamericanus, 1962 nucleotides long. RefSeq names its product katanin catalytic subunit A1 like 1 (gene KATNAL1). Lineage: Eukaryota; Metazoa; Chordata; Mammalia; Chiroptera; Mormoopidae. The record is from RefSeq and is a predicted model, not a curated record. Gene Ontology annotation, molecular function: microtubule binding; ATP binding; ATP hydrolysis activity. The transcript has 11 exons. Gene Ontology annotation, biological process: microtubule severing. The coding region runs from base 227 to 1699 and encodes 490 amino acids. Gene Ontology annotation, cellular component: microtubule cytoskeleton; microtubule.
UCAUUGUGGGGAUUGUAGUUCGGCGGCUCCUAGGACUCGCCGCCUUGGCUGCGCGGCCUGGACGGGAGAACUACAAAGCCCAGCGGCUCCGACGGCUGUAAGAGACAGAUAAACUUUCAGCGGACCGUGAGAGAGAAAAAUCUCUCUUUGUGGUGAGGGGUUCUUGGGUGGUCGCCGAACCGGGCACUGUGCACUAGGAAAGGAAAGUGGAGGUCUCUGAAUAAAGAUGAACUUGGCUGAGAUUUGUGACAAUGCAAAGAAAGGAAGAGAAUAUGCACUUCUUGGAAAUUAUGACUCAUCAAUGGUGUAUUACCAAGGGGUGAUCCAGCAGAUUCAGAGACAUUGCCAGUCAGUCAGAGACCCGGCUAUCAAAGGCAAAUGGCAACAGGUUCGGCAGGAAUUAUUGGAAGAAUACGAACAAGUUAAAAGUAUUGUCAACACUCUGGAAAGUUUUAAAAUGGACAAGCCCCCAGAUUUCCCUGUGUCUUGUCAAGAUGAGCCAUUUAGAGAUCCUGCUGUUUGGCCGCCCCCUGUACCUGCGGAACACAGAGCUCCACCUCAGAUAAGGCGUCCCAAUCGAGAAGUAAAACCUCUGAGGAAAGAAAUGCCAGGAGCAGGAGCCCGGGGAUCUGUAGGCCGAGCACAUCCUAUAUCGAAGAGUGAGAAGCCCUCCACAAGUAGGGACAAGGAUUGUAAAGCAAGAGGGAGAGAUGAAAAGGGAAGGAAGAAUAUGCAAGAUGGUAUGAGUGAUGGUGAAAUCCCAAAAUUUGAUGGUGCUGGAUAUGAUAAGGAUCUGGUGGAAGCCCUUGAGAGAGACAUUGUGUCCAGGAAUCCUAGCAUUCAUUGGGAUGAUAUAGCAGAUCUGGAAGAAGCUAAGAAAUUGCUAAGGGAAGCUGUUGUCCUUCCAAUGUGGAUGCCUGAUUUCUUCAAAGGAAUUAGAAGGCCAUGGAAGGGUGUGCUAAUGGUUGGACCUCCAGGCACUGGUAAAACCAUGCUAGCUAAAGCCGUGGCCACUGAAUGUGGCACAACAUUCUUCAAUGUUUCCUCUUCUACACUGACAUCUAAAUACAGAGGUGAAUCUGAGAAGUUAGUCCGUCUGCUGUUUGAAAUGGCUAGAUUUUACGCCCCUACCACAAUCUUCAUUGAUGAAAUAGAUUCUAUCUGCAGUCGAAGAGGGACCUCUGAUGAGCAUGAAGCAAGUCGCAGAGUCAAGUCUGAGCUACUCAUUCAGAUGGAUGGAGUUGGAGGAGCUUUAGAGAAUGAUGAUCCUUCCAAAAUGGUUAUGGUGUUGGCAGCUACUAAUUUCCCAUGGGAUAUUGAUGAAGCUUUGAGAAGAAGAUUAGAAAAAAGGAUUUAUAUACCUCUCCCAACAGCAAAAGGAAGAACCGAGCUUCUAAAGAUCAAUCUUCGUGAGGUUGAAUUGGAUCCUGAUAUUCAACUUGAAGACAUAGCAGAAAAGAUCGAGGGCUAUUCUGGUGCUGAUAUAACUAAUGUUUGCAGGGAUGCAUCCUUAAUGGCAAUGAGACGGCGCAUCAAUGGCUUAAGUCCCGAAGAAAUCCGUGCACUUUCUAAGGAAGAGCUUCAGAUGCCUGUUACCAAAGGAGACUUUGAGUUGGCUCUGAAGAAAAUUGCAAAGUCUGUCUCUGCUGCGGACUUGGAGAAGUAUGAGAAAUGGAUGGUUGAAUUUGGAUCUGCUUGAAUUUUUGUCAGUCUCUCAUUUCUGAUAUUUUUGUUUAUAAAAUGUGAAGAAAUUCCUGCAUUUAAAAAAAUAGGUUUGGAAACUUUUCAUUGGAGAGAUUUUCACUUAAAGGCAAACUAAAACCACGGAGUAUAAAUGUAGUUGCAAAAUAAGAGAAGCUUACAUAGAGAGCCUGAUGGCCCAUAUCCCCCGACUGUGCAUUAAUAUCGCAACCCCAAACCAGGAUGUCAGGGCAGUGGAGGAAAGGGAUCAGUGUACUAUUG